Molecule: messenger RNA, 1554 nt
Organism: Penicillium vulpinum
Lineage: Eukaryota; Fungi; Ascomycota; Eurotiomycetes; Eurotiales; Aspergillaceae
Product: cytochrome P450
Exons: 4
Coding region: 1-1554 (517 amino acids)
Molecular function (GO): heme binding; iron ion binding; oxidoreductase activity, acting on paired donors, with incorporation or reduction of molecular oxygen
Source: RefSeq, a predicted model, not a curated record
AUGGCCAUCGCCGCUGUCCUGGCCUCCCUCCAAGGCAGCGUCAUCUCGAAUCCCUACGGCUCGUUAGCUACCGCAGCCCUCUUCAUCCCAUUCCUCUAUGUCAUUAUCAAUGAGUUCAUUCGUGAUUCCGUCCGUGUCAAGGGUAUGAAGGGCCCGCGUGGUUUGCCGUUGAUUGGAAACCUGGCGCAGAUUCGAACGGAUGCUGCGGAGCAAUAUCGUCUCUGGUCGAAAAUAUACGGCGCUGUUUAUCAGAUCCAGUUGGGGAAUGUCCCCGUCGUUAUCGUCAACUCUGCUGCAUCCGCAAAGGCGCUUUUCAGUCAGAAUGCGCAGGCGUUGAGCUCCAGACCUGAGACUUAUACUUUCCAUAAGAUUGUUUCCAACACUGCCGGAACGACUAUCGGUACCUCGCCCUACAGCGAGUCCCUGAAGAGACGCAGAAAGGGCGCCGCAUCGGCUCUCAACCGUCCCUCCGUUGAGACAUACGUGUCACACCUGGAAAUCGAGUCAAAGGCCUUUGUGGAAGAGCUGUACAGAUAUGGAAAGCACGGAAAGACACCCGUCGACCCGAUGCCCAUGAUCCAGCGUCUGAGUCUCAGUCUGGCCUUGACUCUGAACUGGGGUGUGCGUGUUGCGUCACAGGAAGAGGAACUGUUCGAUGAGAUCACCGAGGUGGAAGAAGAGAUCAGUCGGUUCCGAAGCACCACCGGAAACCUGCAAGAUUACAUCCCUCUCCUGCGGUUGAACCCGUUCAGCUCGAACUCGAAGAAAGCCGCUGAGAUGAGAGCCCGUCGCGAUAAGUAUCUCGGUGCGCUUAAUGAUGAUUUGAAUGAUCGCAUGGCAAAGGGAACACACGAGCCUUGUAUCCAGGCUAAUGUCAUUCUGGAUAAGGAGGCGAAGCUGAAUAACGAGGAGUUGACGUCGAUUAGCUUGACUAUGCUUUCUGGUGGUCUUGAUACUGUUACCACUUUGGUCGCGUGGAGUCUGGCUUUGCUGGCUCAGCGUCCUGAUAUCCAGGAUCGGGCGGCUAAGGCUAUCCGGGAGAUGUACGGUGAGGAUGAACCCAUGUGCUCUUCUGAUGAUGAUCAGAAGUGUGCGUAUAUUGCAGCUCUGGUCAGGGAAUGUCUUCGAUUCUUCACCGUGCUUCGACUAGCACUUCCUCGCACCUCGAUCAAGGAUAUCACCUAUCAGGGAAUCACCAUUCCCAAGGGCACAGUGUUCUUCUUGAAUGCCUGGGCAUGCAACUUAGAUCCUGAUGUGUGGACUGACCCGGAUGAGUUCCGUCCCGAGCGCUGGCUCGAACAACCCGACGCGCCUCUCUUUACGUACGGUAUAGGCUACCGGAUGUGCGCCGGCUCACUAUUGGCCAAUCGUGAACUCUACCUCGUCUUCAUUCGCACUCUCAACAGCUUCCGUCUCGAACCGCAUGACGAUACAGACUGCCACCCUCUCCGGGGUAACUCGGACCCGACUAGUUUGGUGGCCAUUCCUCGGAGAUAUAAGGUCCGAUUCGUACCAAAGAAUGAAAAGGCUUUGUCGAAAGCUCUUGCACAGUGA